AUGAAACUUGCAAUAGAUGGCGCAGAGCAGUGGGAGCUACUCCAGGCAGCUCACGAUCUGUUCAGCCGCCCUUCCCGCAAUAGCGGCGACGGGCAGCAACGGGACAUUGCAGGCAAUUUCCACGCCGAGCGACUCAGGAAUUACAGGGAUUUCUUCCAGAUCGACGUCCAGAUGAUUUUAUUUUACGUCCAUCCUCACUGGGAACUAUCGGCCGCGGCAUUUACGCAAUGUUGUGAUGCGUUGAACAGCCUUCUUGCGGCCUUCGAAAACCUGCUCGACGACGGUAUCCUGGCCUCCGAUCAUAGCAAGAGCUCAACUUCGUUGUCGGCAAACAUUGUUAGUGUAAAAGGCAUCAAAGUCCGUGUGUGGGGGAUUGUGAAAAGGCUUAUCCAUGGUGGUGCUGGAGGACACGUGCACAAUCUGCAGGAUUUGGACACAAUGAUACGUCACCAGGAAGAGAAGGAUUACGUUACAAUUCUCCAAGAGAUAAACUCAUUUAGUCGAGCGAUGAGACAAUUGUACCGACCAGUCGCUGAGCCACAUCAUGCGGUCACAGACACGAAGUCAGACAACUUUGAGAGUGAGAUCAAACGGGACGACGGUCCAGAUACCGUAAUUCGCGAGCUAUUGCACGCCCUUCACUCCUCAUUGCUAUUCUCCAGCAUGACUCAGACAGGUCAGAGGUAUCCGGAGGUGCAGAACCUAUGUGACACCAUCCAUCGCUCGCAGAGUUGGAAGGUCUUGUUACGUCUCCUGGCCGCGGACCAGCGGCUCUGGGAUUGUUCCAAUCCGCGUCAGAGAAGGUCAAACCCAGGGUGGUCUCCCACUAUUUCCCUACAGUCCUUGCUAGACGACGGUUACCUUUCAUUCCAGAGCAAAAGGGAUUUAUCGAAGGUCUCACUGAAGGAAAAGAGGAUCCUUGCCGUGAUUCUUGCCCACAAAAUGUUAUAUCUCUGUGACAGUCCUUGGAUCCAGGGGUCUUGGGAUGCAACCAAGAUUUUCUUCCAAUAUGACCCUUCAAUGCAACGCUUGCCGAACAUUCGGCAGCCAUAUAUCGCUGGGUCACUCACGCUCGACUCGCAGGAAGUGGAACCGCUUGCAGAUCGAAUACAUAAGUAUCCCCUAAUCUUGGAUUUUGCACAACUUCUUUUAGAACUCCAUCAUGGAGAGACAAUUCAGGCGACCGAGGCGGACUACGACGCAAUCACGCAAAAGGAGACGCCUGACACUCCUUUCUUCAUGGUUAACCGUGUAUUGGAGGAAGCCUCGGAAGACAUGUAUGCCGACUAUCUUGCCGCUAUUGAAGCCUGCCUAGAUUGUGGUAAAUUCCUGCCUCUGGAAGCACCUUCAUUCAAUCAUGUUGAAUUCCGUAGCCUGUUUUACAAAAAUGUUGUGGCCCCUUUGGAGGAGGAACUAUUCAAGGGCUUCAAAAUUAAGGUCCACGAGCUAUAUUCUACAGGCAUACAAGAACCGAAAAUCGCUACCCAACAGCCGGCAACCAUCCACUUAUUACCACCUACAACGGUUCACUUGAAGAAACUCCAGUUCGGGCAGCGAUCACUUUCAAUUACUAAGGAUUCUAAUACUGACUGUACCGUACCGUCAACAGCAAUAUUACACUCAUCCAGCACAUCUCACUUCAGUUUAACCGCUCUUUCUCCCAGUGUUUCCCCUCAGCAAACGUAUAACAUUGCAAUCAUCUGUCCCAUGGCUACUGAGAUGGCACCAAUCCUCGCAAUACUGGAUGAGAGGCACACAGCGGUACUGUCCACACGAGAGAGAAACACGUAUGUUCUGGGGCAAAUAGAACAUCACAAUGUGGUCGUGACAGUUAUGCCCGAGACCGGAACCAACAGCGCCGCGGCGGUAGCUACUCAGUUGCGAAACGAUUUUCCGUAUCUGCGCUUCGGCCUCUUGGUUGGGGUUGGAGGUGGUAUCCCUGAUCCUCCCAAACACGACAUACGUCUCGGAGACGUGGUUGUCGGCAAACCGACCAACACCUUUGGGGGUGUGGUACAGUUUGACCGUGGAAAGGUCAAUACCGAUAGGGAUUUUGAACGAACAGGUUCUUUGAAUAAGCCGCCGCCAUUCGUCAUGGCGACCCUCGAGACUCUGAUCGCACAACACAAGCUCGAUGGAAACGGACUAAGCAAUCAUCUGUCCGAGAUGCUGCGAAGGCACCCCGAUAUGAGAGACGGACAAUACAUCCACCAGGGUGAGGAAAACGAUAUCCUCUUCCAGUCCAUGUAUCCUCACCAAGCCGGCAGUGACUGUCAGAGCUGCGGACGAGAGAUGGUGGUGAAACGACAGCCGCGAGGCUCGACAGCACCAAGCAUUCAUUACGGAACGAUUGGCUCAUCCAACAUUGUGGUUAAAGACGCGGUAACCCGGGAUAAACUCCAACGUGAGCUUGGCAUCAUCUGCCUUGAGAUGGAAGCCCCCGGUCUAAUAGAUGAGCUCCCGUGCCUAGUCGUCCGCGGCAUCUGCGACUAUGCCGACUCGCAUAAGCUGAAGACAUGGCAGCCAUACGCGGCAGCCACGGCCGCCGCUUUCGCCAAGGAGUUCCUCUCCAUUCUUCAAUGA
Molecule: messenger RNA, 2583 nt
Organism: Aspergillus udagawae
Lineage: Eukaryota; Fungi; Ascomycota; Eurotiomycetes; Eurotiales; Aspergillaceae
Exons: 3
Coding region: 1-2583 (860 amino acids)
Biological process (GO): nucleoside metabolic process
Molecular function (GO): catalytic activity
Source: RefSeq, a predicted model, not a curated record